Molecule: messenger RNA, 1426 nt
Organism: Maylandia zebra (zebra mbuna)
Lineage: Eukaryota; Metazoa; Chordata; Actinopteri; Cichliformes; Cichlidae
Source: RefSeq, a predicted model, not a curated record
UAACACCCAUCUCUGCUGAAGGAGCGGAGGGGCAGAGCGGAGGGACCCCGGUCGUUUUUCAAUGCUGGGGAGCCGGGAAGCAGGACCCGCCGGAGGUGGGCAGGUGGCCGCGGCCGGCGGACCGCCAAGCCGGGAUCAGGAGACCCUUCCCGGCCGCGCAGGGUGUCGCCUCACCGGCCUGGUCAGCUGGAGGCGGAGACCAUGCAGGACUUCAGCCCUGUUUGCUGCAGCCAACGCGAUGUUCGGGUUUGUGGCCUUUGACUCGUUUCGGGCCUACACCCUCCUGGCUUUCCUCCUGGCCCUGCUGGUCAUCACGGUCACCACCCGAGAUGUAAUUCGGUCCAGAUCCGCAGGAGCCCAGUUAUGGCACAGCAUGACAACAAGCUGGGAGAUCAUUGAUUCAGGCCAGGACAGCCGGACUGGGGUUGGACCUCAGCUUACUGACUCCCUCAGACUCUUCCUGCAAGAGACAUCAGCUUUCAAAAAGCAAAACCCAGGCAAGUUUUGCCUGCUGGUUUGCAGUGUGUGCACUUUCUUUGCUGUCUUAGGACGCUACAUUCCAGGGAUCGUUAUCUCGUAUAUUCUAGGUGAGUCCUCAAAGAUUUUGCUGGGUGUCUUUCUGUGGCCUCUGAUUUCAUCUCAUGACAUCAGCUCGUGGCUGGAGCCAGUUCUGCAGAAGCUGGACUUUGGCAUCGGCGAGUUUUUUCAGAAAAUCAAAGAGAACCACGAAAAGCGACUCCUGCAGGCUCAGAAUGAGAAAGAAGGCAUUGAGUCAGACCUCUCCUCUAUGUUUCCAAAGCUCGACUCCACAGUGUGUAAAGAGAUGUCUGUCUCGGACACAGAGGUGUCAGAUGUCACAUGGACAGACAAUGGUACUUUCAACCUGUCAGAGGGACACACACCACAGACUGAGAACUCAGAGGACUUUGACAGAGAAGAACCGUUCAUUGGUGGCCUACCUGAAUUCCCUUCACUUGAUAAUGGCAUGACCACCAAUGGCGACGACGACGACGACCUCAGCCUCGGCCUUGCUUCACCUCCAACUCGGCUCCAGGAUCCAAUCAAAUCCAAGCACGAACCUCAAGACCAGUCCACCAAUGCCCUCGAUUUGGUCAACCAGAUGGCAGGUGAAGUUAUCACCACUGCAGUCACAGCUGCCAUCCAGGAGAGAAUAGAAGCAGCAGUCAGCUUCAUGACGCCAACUGAAGACCCCAAGUGGGCGGGACUCACAGAAUCGAGCAGGCUGCUGGAGCUGACCGAGGAGUCGGACAGCGAGGUGGAGGACUUUGAGCUGCUGGACCAGUCAGAGUUGGAGCAAUUGGAGGGGGAGCUUGGCCUCGGAGAGAAGGCCAAAGCCAAAGAAGAGGUGCAGACCGACAGUCCCGCCUCUUCUGGCUUCUUGUCCAAACUCCUUAAACGCCACUGA